UCAAUAUGAAAAGACACUCAUGUAAUAUCCUCUAUUUAUUUAACAGAAUUGCAAACUGUUAACACAUAUUAUAAAGGAUUCGGCAUGGAUACUAUGAGAAGUGGCGGUAAAAGGAGAGCUGAUAUUGAACUUGAAGUAAAACAAAAUGAAGAAGUAUAUGAGAAAAUAGACAAAAAAAAUGUUAACAAUGAUAUAUAUGAAAAUUUGAAAACGGAGAAGAAAACGAAAACUAAUAGUAUAAGACAUGAAGACAUAGAUAAAAUAAAAGUUGUCACAGUUUUACUUUGUGUUGUUGUGGCAGCUUUGGUAGUAGCAGCCGUUACUGUGAGUUCUGUUGUCUUUUUUGGAGUCACAGAUGGCGGCUGGAGGAUUGGGAAGAUUGGCGAGCAUGCAGUGUAACAUGUGGAA
Messenger RNA from Mercenaria mercenaria, 408 nucleotides. RefSeq lists its product as uncharacterized. Lineage: Eukaryota; Metazoa; Mollusca; Bivalvia; Venerida; Veneridae. The record is from RefSeq and is a predicted model, not a curated record. Bases 85 to 399 code for a protein of 104 amino acids. The transcript has 2 exons.